GUGAUAUUGUUUUAUUCCAUCCUAAUAUCUGCAUUUUUUUCAGUGGACACCAUUCCCAAUAAAUGGGGGCUGGAAACUACACAUCUGUGACAGCAUUCAUAAUUUUGGGGUUGACAGAAGAUACAAUAGUUUGUGCUAUUUUAUUUAUUGUGUUUCUGGGAAUCUACGUUGUUACCUUAAUGGGAAAUGUCAGCAUAAUCAUGUUAAUCAGAAGCAGUUCUCAACUUCAUACCCCAAUGUACCUUUUUCUCUGCCAUUUGGCCUUUGUAGACAUUGGGUACUCUUCAUCAGUCACACCUGUCAUGCUCAUGGGCUUCCUCAGAAAAAGAACUUCUAUCCCUGUGACUGGUUGUGUAGCCCAACUCUGUUCUGUGGUGACAUUUGGGACAGCUGAGUGCUUCCUGCUGGCUGCCAUGGCCUAUGAUCGCUAUGUGGCCAUCUGCUUUCCUCUGCUCUACUCCAUCCACAUGUCUCCCAGAGUCUGCAUUCUCCUAGUGGGAUCUUCCUACCUAGGUGGAUGUGUGAAUGCUUGGACAUUUACUGGCUGCCUACUAAAUCUGUCCUUUUGUGGACCAAAUAAAGUCAAUCACUUUUUCUGUGACUAUUCACCACUUUUGAAGCUUUCUUGUUCUCAUGAUUUUACUUCUGAAAUAAUUCCAGCAAUCUCUUCUGGAUCCAUUAUUGUAGUCACAGUGUUUGUCAUUUCUCUUUCUUAUGUCUACAUCCUUUUUUCAAUCCUGAAGAUGCACUCCACUGAGGGCUGUCACAAGGCUUUUUCUACCUGCACCUCCCAUCUCACUGCUGUCAUCCUGUUCUAUGGGACCAUUACAUUCAUCUAUGUGAUGCCCAGGUCCAGAUACUCUACUGACCAGAACAAAGUGGUGUCUGUGUUCUACACUGUGGUGAUCCCUAUGUUGAACCCCCUCAUCUAUAGUCUCAGGAACAAGGAAGUUAAAGAUACCAUGAGAAAACUGAUAGUCAGAACUCAUUAG
Molecule: messenger RNA, 992 nt
Organism: Castor canadensis (American beaver)
Lineage: Eukaryota; Metazoa; Chordata; Mammalia; Rodentia; Castoridae
Product: olfactory receptor 5P3-like
Biological process (GO): G protein-coupled receptor signaling pathway
Cellular component (GO): membrane
Molecular function (GO): G protein-coupled receptor activity; olfactory receptor activity
Source: RefSeq, a predicted model, not a curated record